ACACUUUGUUGUGACAUGUUGUGACGUGUUUUGAAAUGUUCAGUGGUCAUGAACAGCAUUAAAUAAGGCAGUGUUGUUUUUCAAAUGGAUGCUUUGUUCUGAUUGGUGCAGGUUAUGGUUAUAAUAUGGCAACCAUAGAUGGGGAUGUACAUUCAGAUCCUGACUCUGAACUUCAUGAUCUAAGGCAGAAGGUGAGAAAUUUGGAAGAAGAGUUAACGUCUUGUAAAAGUCAGAUUUACGCUUUGCAGCAAGAACAAAGUCACAGAGAGAGCUGCAAUGAAAAUCUUCGCAAGCAGGUUAAAGAUCUGACUGAAAAAGUCCAAGAAGGAGACAAGGAAGAAAUUGGCACAGUUGAUACUGGAGUUCAGACCGAUGUUUGCAUUUCCCCUCAUUAUAAAGACUAUUUCCAGUAUGGAGCUCUGGAUUUUCAUUACCACUUGAAUAGUGAUCAAAAUGGCAGGAGCGAUUUAUCAAGGUUCGAAAUUCGUGGAGCUUGUGGAAAAGUUCAGAAUGUAAUUGAGGCCUCUACUCAGUUUCAAACACAAGCACGUACAAUCAGUUAUACUGAACAGGCUCACACAGAGAGCCAUCAGUACAUAGAACAGGCUCAAACAGAAAAUGUCCAAGUAGACAGUUACCAGUACAUAGGAUAUCCUGAGAAAUCAACGCACUUGGAUGGAUAUGGAGACCAUUACACUGAAAAUGCAGAGGACUUGGAGAAUACAUCAUUGGCAGACAGUUUGCGUGCUACUGCAGAAGCUGCCAUGUCACAGACAGGCUUCACCUACGAUGAAAGCAGUGGGAUGUAUUACGAUUACAGUACUGGCUACUACUAUGAUUCGGCAAACCAACUCUACUAUGACCCAAACACUGGAAUUUACUAUUAUUAUGACACUGAGAGUGGCCUGUAUCAAUUUCAUUCUCGUGUGGAUCUGCUGUCGUACCCUGCCACUGAAACGGAGAAAAAAGUUAAGAAAAAACGAAAAGGAAUGGCAAAGUUUCUUUCAAAGAAAGAGAAGAAGGACACUGAAGCUGAUGUACCAAAAGCUUCAAGUAUUUGCAGGUGCUGUGACCCAGAACAGAGCAAGAUAUUGUCAGAAGAACCAGCAAACAAACGAAAAAAAACAGUAGUGGAGGAGAUUGAACAGGACUCACUCAAUGAGCAUAAUCCAAAUGAUGGGUCUAUCUUUCAUGAAGAUGAUGUUGAAGCGAAAUUGGAAAAGAAGGAAGAGGUGGGAGUUGGAAGUGAGCCAGAAGAAGGAGAAAUUACAGACUCGGAUAAAAGUGAUCAUCCUACAGAUGAAGAGACAGAAGAGUCAAGUGAAGAUCAAGAUGAAAGUGAGAAAGAGGAUGGUCAGCUGUGGCCUCCAUGUAUUCGUGUGAUGGUGGUGCGAUCACCAGUUCUUGAACCCGGUACACUCUUCAUCAUCACUGCAGUGAAGUCAGCUACAAUUGGAAGAGAGAAGGAUAUGGACCACACAAUUCAAAUUGCUGAAAUUGGUGUUAGUAAGUUUCAUGCUGAAGUAUACUUUGACCAAGAUCUACAGGAAUACAUGUUGGUAGACCAGGGGAGCCAGAAUGGGACUGUGAUCAAUGGGAACAGAAUCCUCAUGCCAAAAAAUAAAUGUGAUCCUCAUAGAUUGGAGCAUGGUGAUGAAGUGAAGUUUGGGGAGACUGUAUUGUCUUUCCAUAUCCAUCCAGGUACUGACACAUGUAAUGGCUGUGAGCCAGGCCAGGUUAAAGCUCACCUGCGUCUCCAUAAAAAAGAAGAAUUGACAGCUAUUCCAGUGAUGAGCAAGCAGGACAAAGAUAAGUUACGACGUCAAGAAUUAAAACAGAUUCAGAUCAAGUAUGGGUUGCAGAAUAGUGCAUAUGAAGGAGGUGAAACAUUAAAGAACUCAAUGUAUAAGGAUCGAGCUGCCAAUCGCAGACAGUUUGUUGGAAGUGAUGGUAUCUAUAGAAGAGAUGAUGCUCCUGCUUCAGUCAAUGUGGAAAUCUGUGACAACAAUAAAGGGAGAAAGAUGUUGGAAAAGAUGGGCUGGAAGAAAGGUGAAGGACUUGGCAAAGAGAGUUGUGGCAUUAAAGAGCCGAUUCAAGUUCAACUUCAUCACUCACAAGCUGGUUUAGGAGCCACUGAACCGCUUUCCAUUGAAGAUGUACAGCUGUCCAGAUCCAAUAAACAGAAAAAUUGGGCCAAAGCUAGAGACAGAUUUUCUGAAACUUUUCAACAAACCACAAAUCAGAAAGCAACACUGAAAACAUUGUGGGUUAAAGGUGCUGUAAGGGAGCAGACUGAAGACAGUGUCACAAGCUGAAUUUUGUAAAUAAUGUUCCAUUUUUGUGAAUUAAUUAUACCAUGAAGGUGCAAGUUUUUAUAUUGUAAAAUAAAAAGCAAAUAUGCGUAUUUA
Messenger RNA from Rhincodon typus (whale shark), 2408 nucleotides. It is a transcript of the gene aggf1, whose product is annotated as angiogenic factor with G patch and FHA domains 1. The record is from RefSeq and is a predicted model, not a curated record. Lineage: Eukaryota; Metazoa; Chordata; Chondrichthyes; Orectolobiformes; Rhincodontidae. The coding region runs from base 126 to 2315 and encodes 729 amino acids. The transcript is spliced from 14 exons. Gene Ontology annotation, molecular function: protein binding; nucleic acid binding.